This is a messenger RNA of Episyrphus balteatus (marmalade hoverfly), 810 nucleotides long. RefSeq names its product cytoplasmic dynein 1 intermediate chain-like. Gene Ontology annotation, biological process: transport along microtubule. Bases 16 to 345 code for a protein of 109 amino acids. Gene Ontology annotation, cellular component: cytoplasmic dynein complex. Gene Ontology annotation, molecular function: dynein light chain binding; dynein heavy chain binding. Lineage: Eukaryota; Metazoa; Arthropoda; Insecta; Diptera; Syrphidae. The record is from RefSeq and is a predicted model, not a curated record. The transcript has 3 exons.
AUUGCUAUCAGUUGCAUGUCCUUUCCAUCGAAUGAGAUUAACAAUCUGGUUAUGGGUAGUGAAGAUGGCAAUGUUUAUUAUGCUUAUCGACAUGGAAUACGUUCGGGUGUGUCUGAAGUCUAUGAGAAACAUUUGGGUCCAGUGACGGGAAUAUCAACUCAUCCAAAUCAAUCUACAACAGAUUUUGGUGAUUUGUUUCUUACAUCGUCCAUUGAUUGGACAAUAAAGUUAUGGAGUCUUAAGGACACUAAACCAUUAUAUUCAUUUAAAGAAAAUUCAAAUUAUGUUAUGGUCUCCAAUUCAUCCCGCCUUGUUCGCUUCUGUCGACGGCAGUGGUCGCCUUGAUUUAUGGAAUACCGAAGUGCCCUCGGCAUCGGUGAUUGUUUUUUUUUUUGUUUUGUGUAUGUAUGAUAAUGAAAAUUAGUAAAAGAGUAUUUACUGAGUAGGUACCUACUUAUGAAAAAAAAAAAAAACAUGAAACAAAAAUGUUAAAUAAAUAUAUAGGUAAAUUUUGUCAAAAGCUGAGUAAUUCUUUCUUUGAGUAUGUUUUUUAUUUCUAAAAACUAAUACAAAGUUAUGUGUUGAAUUUUUUAUGGAAACAUUUUGUAAGUCUGAUGUAAAAGUGCAGUUCCGAGAUUAUGCAGUGAGGCGCGCACAAAUUUGUUCAUUUAAUUUUCAUAUCGGAUUGGAAACUUGUCAGAUAAAUCUUAAUGAGAAAAAGCAAAACGGAUUACGUUUUAAUUUUGCAAUUUGCAAUUUAAUAAUAAAAUAACUUAUUUCUAAGAUACAUUUAAAAUUUUGAUGGCACAA